This is a messenger RNA of Mercenaria mercenaria, 1327 nucleotides long. RefSeq names its product beta-1,3-galactosyltransferase 1-like. The record is from RefSeq and is a predicted model, not a curated record. Gene Ontology annotation, cellular component: membrane. Lineage: Eukaryota; Metazoa; Mollusca; Bivalvia; Venerida; Veneridae. The transcript has a single exon. The coding region runs from base 1 to 963 and encodes 320 amino acids. Gene Ontology annotation, molecular function: hexosyltransferase activity.
AUGGUGAUGACUGAAUCUGACUUACAUAGGUUCUUGAUUGCUAUAGCCAUAUGUGUGGCGAUUUUAAUGUACACUAUUAUGAGAACAAGUAUUCUUAAUAUUUAUACACCUUUUCUUGAAGAAAACAAGCCUGUAAUUCGAACGGAUGACCAUAAAGCCUGCCAAAAAGCUCAUGUUUGCGAUCCAAUAUCAAAUGUCCUGAAGAAAAAAGUAAUACCGGACCCUAAUAUCAGAGAAACUACGUGCAAUUGUUGUUUCGAACAUAAUUUUGAUUAUUUGAUCAAUAAUCGAAACAUUUGCAAAACGUCUGGAUCUGAUCAGAAUAUUGACCUAUUUAUGAUGAUUUUCACGGAGCAUGUUAAUUUUGAAAAGAGGCAAACCAUUCGACAAACAUGGUUGACUAUUGCUAAUGGUAACACGGCUAACGUGCGGUAUGUGUUUUUGUUGGGAAAAGUGAAAGAUGAACUACUUACUAAAGAUGUUGCUCAAGAGAAUAUACUUUACCAAGACAUUUUGAAGGAGGACUUUGUUGACACGUACGAAAAUCAAACUCUUAAAACAAUUAUGGGAUUUAAAUGGAUUGCAAAAUAUUGCCGCACAGCUAAAUAUGUCAUGAAAAGCGAUGACGAUACUUUUAUAAAUGUUCCGAACCUAUUGAAAUAUAUCAAAAAAUCUGGCAAGGAUCUUCAGAAACAACUGGCGGGGUCAUGUAGUAACGAUGGACCAAUCAGAGAAUUAGAUUCUAAAUGGUAUGCAUCAGAACAGGACUAUAAAGAAAGUUUAUACCCGUGGCAUUGCUCGGGAAGUGGCUAUUUUACAAGUUUUCCAAUAAUAGAAAAGAUAUAUAAAAUAUCGCCAUAUGUACCAUUUUUCUGGAUUGAAGAUAUUUACGUUUCCUUAUGUUUCAGAAAAGUUGGUGGAACUGUAAGACAUGUAGAUUGCACCGUAACAUACAAAGGCUAGAUCCAUGUUUGUAUAAGGGUGAUAAAUUAUUCACGUCACAUGAAGUUACACCUGAAAUGAUGAGAAAGAUUUGGAAUGCUAAGUGCAAAACUGCUCCAUAUAAACAUAUAAAUACAACUGUAGGUACCAGAUAGAUAGUGUAUAGAAGAUAGCUGCUACAAAGUUAGAAUUAUUCAAAACAAGAGCUGUCUGUAAGACGGCACGUUCGACUUUUCUCAGUGCUUGACUCUGAAUUAGAGCUUUGCCAGUAGAAAAAAAAUCCAAGUUAAAAAGGGACAUAACUCUGUCAAAAUUCAAAUCAGAGUUAUGGGAAUUGUGUCUCCUGGUGUAGACUUUGAUAGUAAAUAACUGUUGUGAGUUUAAA